AUAAAUUUAUCUCUCUCAGUUUAUUUUUUUUCCUCUCUUUUCUCUUUCCGGGAAUUUUCUCUCUCUCCCUAGAAAAUUUUUCUUUCUCCUCCCCCAAGUUCGGGCUUGGAUUUUGUUGUUUUGAUAAAUAGAAAAGAAAGGAAAAGAAAAGAAAAUUCAUUUUUUUUUUCUUGUGAGUUAAACUCAAUUCGACGCAGGUAGGAAAAGAAAAGAGAGGAAAGCGAUUUCUCUAUUGGACCGAUUCAAAGCGAGGUGCGACUGAGUUAUGAGACCGAUUCAAUCUCCGCCGCCGCCUUCUUCUUCGUCUUCUUUUCCGGGGUCAGGCAAAGCUCCGCCAAGACGACGUCGUCCUGACCUAACACUACCGCUUCCUCAGCGAGACCCGUCUCUCGCUGUGCCUCUUCCUCUUCCUCCGACGUCGGCUCCGUCAUCUUCUUCCGCCGCCCCCGGGGUCGGUGCUGGACCACAUCUGAAUCAUAACCAUAGCCAGAAUCAGAAUCAGAAUCACCAUGGGAGCAAUAGCAGUGGUGGUAACAGUAAUCAGCUCAUCCAUGUCUCGGAACUUGAGCGUGUGAGCCGAGUCGGGAGCGGAGCCGGGGGAACGGUUUACAAGGUGAUGCACCGGCCGACCGGGAAGCUCUAUGCGCUGAAGGUGAUCUAUGGGAACCACGAUGAGUCUGUCCGUCGCCAGAUCUGCCGUGAGAUCGAGAUCCUUCGCGAUGUUGAUAACCCUAACGUGGUCAAGUGCCAUGAUAUGUUCGACCACAACGGUGAAAUCGAGGUCCUUCUUGAGUUCAUGGACCGUGGCUCGCUCGAAGGUCAGAAGAUCCCUCGUGAACAGGACCUCGCCGACCUCGCUCGCCAAACCCUCCGUGGACUCGCCUAUCUCCAUAGCCGUCGGAUCGUUCAUCGGGAUAUCAAACCGUCUAAUCUGCUGAUCGAUACGCGAAACCAGGUAAAGAUCGCCGAUUUCGGAGUGAGUCGGAUCUUGGAACAGACCAUGGAUCCUUGCAAUUCUUCUGUCGGAACCAUUGCGUACAUGAGUCCAGAGAGGAUCAAUACAGAUCUCAAUCAGGGUCAAUACGACGGAUACGCCGGUGACAUUUGGAGCUUGGGGGUCAGCAUCCUCGAAUUCUAUCUCGGCAGAUUCCCCUUCGCCGUCGGCCGCCAAGGCGAUUGGGCGAGUUUGAUGUGUGCCAUCUGCAUGUCGCAGCCACCGGAGGCUCCUGCCACGGCGUCGAGAGAGUUCAGGGAUUUCAUUGCUUGUUGCUUGCAGAGAGACCCCAGAAGGCGGUGGACGGCUGCGAGGCUGUUGCGUCAUCCAUUCAUAGCUCAGAACACAGCUGGGGCCAACCAGGUUCUUCACAAUGUCCAUCAACUUCUUCCUCCUCCCCCACGCCCCCUUCCUUCCUAGCCCUAGUUCUAGACUGUUAUUAGCUUAGUUCUCUCUCUCUCUCUCCCUCUCCCUCCAUCUCUCUCUCUCUUUCUCCUUUUGGGUUUUCUAUUUUGUCAAUUAAUUUUUAAUUUCUUUCCUUUUUCUCUGUUUGGUUCUCUUUCUCUUAAUAUUUUUAACGAUGAUAGUAAUGAUUUUGUGUAAUUUUUGAAAUGAUGGGUCGUUGGAUGGAUCAUGAAUUUGGUUAAUAUGCAAUAUUGAGGAGAAACUUUUGUAUU
This is a messenger RNA of Humulus lupulus (European hop), 1671 nucleotides long. Its product is annotated as mitogen-activated protein kinase kinase 5. The record is from RefSeq and is a predicted model, not a curated record. Gene Ontology annotation, cellular component: cytoplasm. NCBI's taxonomy places the organism in Eukaryota, Viridiplantae, Streptophyta, Magnoliopsida, Rosales, Cannabaceae. Gene Ontology annotation, molecular function: ATP binding; protein serine/threonine kinase activity. Bases 266 to 1414 code for a protein of 382 amino acids. The transcript has a single exon. Gene Ontology annotation, biological process: protein phosphorylation.